AUGUUCAUUAUAGGGUCAAAACUUUAUGUCUUAUUCGAGCAUGCUGCUGGCUAUGCUGUCUUUUUUGUCAGAGAAUUUGAGGAGGUAGGAAUGUUAUUGCCUCAAGUUGAAGCAUCUGUCACAGAUUUAUCUCGCUUUAAUGCAGUUGUAAAACUAAUUGGUUUUUCACCUUUUAAAACUGCUUUAGCAGCUUUAGAAAGUAUAAAUAAUAUUUCUGAAGGUAUUGUGCCAGAAGAUUUACAGUUAUUCUUGGACUCAUGUAUACCAAAAGCUCGAAAGAAGGACAAGAUUGUGCUGGGUGUAGCAGACCCAAAACUUGGAGCUAGCAUUAGUGAAACAUUAGAUAUAAAAUGCGAUCAUACUGGUGCCAUUCCAGAAAUCAUUAGAGGAAUCAGAUUUCAUUUUCAUAACUUGGUAAAAGGAUUCACUGCUAAAAGUUCUGGAGUUGCACAACUUGGACUUGGUCAUAGUUAUUCUAGAGCUAAAGUUAAAUUUAAUGUCAAUCGAGUGGAUAAUAUGAUCAUACAAAGCAUAGCUUUGUUAGAUCAAUUGGACAAAGAUGUUAAUACAUUUAGUAUGCGUAUAAGGGAAUGGUAUAGUUAUCAUUUUCCAGAACUUGUAAAAAUAGUUCCUGAGAAUUAUAUGUAUGCCAAAGUUGCACAAUUAAUAAAAAACAGAAAAGAACUUACAGAUGAAAAAUUAGAAGCUUUGGAAAAUGUUGUUAUGGAUAGUGCUAAAGCUCGAGCAAUUAUUGAUGCAUCCAAAUCAUCCAUGGGAAUGGAUAUCAGUCCUGUUGAUCUUCUUAAUAUAGAAAUGUUUGCAGCACGUGUUAUUGCUUUGGCUGAUUACAGAAAACAAUUAGCAGAAUAUUUGAAAUCUAAAAUGGCAGGAGUAGCACCGAAUUUAGCUACGUUAAUUGGCGACCAAGUAGGAGCUAGAUUAAUAGCACAUGCUGGAUCUCUUACAAAUUUAGCUAAAUAUCCUGCUUCUACUGUACAAAUUUUAGGGGCGGAAAAAGCCUUAUUUAGAGCAUUAAAAACAAAAGGUAACACACCAAAAUACGGAUUAUUGUUCCAUUCAACUUUUAUUGGUCGUGCAGGUACAAAAAAUAAAGGUAGAAUUUCAAGGUAUCUUGCAAAUAAAUGUUCUAUAGCAUCAAGAAUUGAUUGCUUUACCGAUAUACCAACUAAUGUGUUUGGUGAAAAAUUGCGGCAACAAGUAGAAGAUAGAUUGAAAUUCUAUGAAACUGGAGAAAUACCUAGGAAAAAUAUAGAAGUAAUGAAGGAAGCAUUGGAAGAGGCUGCACAAGUAAUAGCGAGUUUAGAACAAGAACCAUCUAAAAAGAAAAAGAAAAAAGAUAAAAAACGAAAAAGUGAAGUCUUAACAAAUGGAAAGGAGAAUGGAGUACAAGAAGAAACUGAAGAGCCAGUAAAAAAAAAGAAAAAAAAGAAGUCGAAAGGUUUAGAUGAAAAUGAAUAA
Habropoda laboriosa is the source of this 1479-nucleotide messenger RNA. It is a transcript of the gene Nop56, whose product is annotated as nucleolar protein 56. The record is from RefSeq and is a predicted model, not a curated record. NCBI's taxonomy places the organism in Eukaryota, Metazoa, Arthropoda, Insecta, Hymenoptera, Apidae. The coding region runs from base 1 to 1479 and encodes 492 amino acids. Gene Ontology annotation, molecular function: snoRNA binding. Gene Ontology annotation, cellular component: small-subunit processome; box C/D methylation guide snoRNP complex. The transcript has 3 exons.